AAAUUAGCUCGUGUUAAUUUUGCUGCCCAGUGAAAAUAAACAUCAAGUAAACAUGCUAACAUAGAGGAAUGUGAUAGUUUCAGGCUAAUGUGGGCAAAAUAAUCUCAUCCUUUCAUUUCUGUCCCUUUUUCAGUAUCAGCUGUAAUGUUAUGUUAUUUUCAUAAAAUAACCGAAGGAGCAGCAGCAGCAGCAGCAGCAGCAGCAGCUCCCCUCCCCCCGCUUUGGCUUUUCAGUCCCCGGCUCCUCCUCGUCCUCCUCGGUCGACAGGAGCAAGGAGCUACCUCGCAGCAGGCUGGAGCGGCGUCCGCUUCCGUCGGCCACCAGGCUACAGCAGCUACUUCCACUUCUCCUUCUUUCCUUCAUCUUGUCCAACAAAUUGAACGAGCGCUGACAAGCUAGCUGCACGGCUCUCAUCGUCCCCAAACUCUUCUGUUUUUUUUCCCGCCUCCUCCCCCGACAAAACUCUUGACGUCUAUGGUCGCUUUUGCGUUGAGUGGCCUUUCGUGUGAGCGUGUAGUUUGAAGCAACUUGCUGGGAAUUGCGUUGUUUUUCCUUAGUAUGUAGGUCAGUGUCGCCGAGCGAUGCAAGGAUGUGGGUCAUCGCCGCUUAGCCUCCUUGCCAGUCCCGAUAGCUGCUUAACAACACAGCCAACUGUUAUUUUUUUGUAUUUUUUUUUUUCCACGGUUAACUGUUAGCUCAUAUUAACCCAGCUAAGUGUUAGCUCCUUAGCAACACGGCUAACUUAUCUUUUUAAAUUGUGUUUUACAGCUAGCUGUUAGCGCCUUUGCAACACAGUUAACUGUGAACUCCUACUUCCACGGCUACGUGUUAGCUCCUACCCGAUAACAAAUUGACUUUUGAGUAUCAUACUCGUUAAAAAAAAAAAAAUAUAUAUAUAUAUAUCUACUUUUUUUUUCCGCCUUUGGACUCUGCCGCUCUCUAGUAUUAGUGGGCUAGCAUUUAGCUCGCUUCAUUCCGAGGCGUCCGUCGACUGAAGUGUUUCUUUUCGUUAUCAUCAAACGCACUUUGAACUUUUUUUCGCGUGUUUAAAUGUAAGGCGCGUCCACGGCGGCGCCUUGGCGGACGUGGCGGGUCAUGUCCAGCUUGCAGCCGCGGCGACUUCGCGUCUAGCCGGCCAGCAGGAGGACCGCCGGGCUCCGAGGAUGGCCUUUCACGGCGCGGGGCGCCAGACGCUUUGCGGCGACUUGUUCUCCGGUUCUGACUUGGCCCAUAAGUACUUCUACGUGAACUCGUCGUGCGGAGCCCCCUCGGCCGCCCUCAGCGCCACCCCAUGCGUCAGCGGGCCACCCGCGGCCCCUGCCGCCGGGACCCCCAGGCACCCCACCACCCUGGGAGGCAACGCGGGCGGUGGAGCCGCCGUGCCGCAGCCGUACAGCAACCCGGCCAGCGAGGUGCCCACCCCGGCCGAGAUGGAGCCCGACCGGCCCAUCGGAUACGGAGCCUUUGGCGUGGUCUGGUCGGUGACAGACCCUCGUGAUGGCCGCAAGGUGGCGCUGAAGAAGAUGCCCAACGUCUUCCAGAACCUGGUGUCAUGCAAGCGCGUCUUCCGGGAGCUACGCAUGCUGUGCUUCUUCAAACACGACAACGUGUUGUCGGCGUUGGACAUCUUACAGCCGCCGCAGAUCGAUUGUUUUGAGGAGAUAUACGUGAUUACAGAGCUGAUGCAGAGUGACCUUCACAAGGUCAUCGUGUCUCCUCAGCCACUCACCACCGACCACAUCAAGGUCUUCCUCUAUCAGAUCUUGCGAGGCCUCAAGUAUCUCCACUCUGCCGGGAUUCUGCACCGUGACAUCAAACCUGGCAACCUUCUGGUCAACAGCAACUGCCUGCUCAAGAUUUGUGACUUUGGGCUGGCCCGCGUGGAGGAGCCGGACCCGUCACGUCACAUGACCCAGGAGGUGGUGACGCAGUACUAUCGAGCGCCCGAGGUGCUGAUGGGCUGCCGCCACUACGGCUCGGCCAUCGAUGUGUGGUCGGUGGGCUGCAUCUUCGCUGAGCUUCUGGGACGCCGCAUCCUCUUCCAGGCGCAGAGUCCCAUCCAGCAGCUGGACCUGAUCACGGACCUGCUGGGGACGCCGCCGCUGUCCGCCCUGGCGUCUGCCUGCGAAGGCGCCCGGGCUCACAUCCUGCGAGGGCCGCACAAACCCCCGUCAUUGUCGGUGUUGUACAUGUUAUCGGAUGGCGCCACCCACGAAGCGGUGCACCUGCUGUGUCGCAUGCUGGUUUUCGAUCCGGCCAAGCGCAUCUCGGGCAGCGACGCGCUGUCACACCCGUACCUGGAUGAAGGCCGCCUGCGCUACCACACGUGCAUGUGCCAGUGCUGCUACUCUGUGCCCAGCGGGCGCGUCUACACUAGAGACUUCGAGCCAGCCGCCGAGCGUCCCUUUAGCCACAGCUACGAGAAUAGCCUGCUGUCCGUGUGGCAGGGCAAAGAGCUGAUCCAUCGCUUCAUCACGGAGCACCAGCAAGGCAAGCGCGUCCCGCUGUGCAUCAACCCUCAGAGCGCCGCCUUCAAGACCUUCAUCAGGUCGACUGCCUGGCACUCGUCCAAGGUUUCCCGCAAGGAGGAGAGAUGAGCGUCCUUUCCUUCUUCCUCCUCCUCCUCCUCCUCCCUUUCUGGCCACCUCAACCAACCUCGAUGUCCGCUUUUCCCGCACGCCAACAAAAAAGCGUGUGGUGGCGACAGGCUCCGCCCACUGCGAUAGGGGCGCCACAGGUGCUGAUGAUGGAAGGAAAAAAAAUCUGCUGCUGCUCAAAAGGAAAAAAAAAAAAAAAGUUUAGUGAGUAGAAAUGUUGAUUUUCGUUGGCUUUAGCAUUCCACACGCUCCCAUGUAGCAGAGUGUAGUGUAGCGCCCCCUCCUGGUGUCCACACACUCCUCGCACUCCUCACGCCUACUCUGCAGCAGAGCAUGCUGGGAAAUCUUUCAACUUCAUUCUUCCCUUGUCUUUUAUUUUUACGACAGGAAGCGGGGUGUGCGGUAACUCAACAGGUGUGUUUGUGUGUGUGUUUGUGUAAGUUAUUUGUAAGACUGGGCCCCAAUGAUGGCGUCGAACGCCACCUUCAGUGAUGCUCUGCCCACACCUGCCACUUCCACGGCAUUCCUCCGCUCUCACUUGUCUUAUCACUCGUUUUUCCUCUCUCGCCACUUCCUGCAAGUAUGGCAAGCCAUGUGAGCAUUGAUUUCUUACAUUUGAAUUCCAGCUUAAGGUUGAUGUACCAGUUCGCUCUUUGUCUUCUCCAGGAAGAAAAUUCAGGGCACUAGUAGACCAACUGUUUUACUAGUAAUGUUUUUUUCCACUGCUAGUGCCACUUUUGGCCUACUAGUACGAUCUUAAGCUUGAAUACUGAAGACAAUUGAGCAUUUAUUCAAUAUCAACUAUCUCCAGCUGAAGGGCCAUUUACUAGUUCACUCCUGGUCCUCACUAGUAGGACAAGUCUGGCAUAAUAAUAGGACAACUACAUGUGACUGGAGGCAAAACUGUACUAAUUGACAACUGCAUGCGACUAGCACUACUAGUGAAACGCUCGAUGUUGAAUAGUAGGGCCAGACUGAUUCAUCAGUUGGCCGAUUUGAGCCCUUUUCAAAAUAUUAAAUCAUCGGCUGGAGUUUUGCAAAUGAAACUCCAAUGUUGUCUAUAUUUCUACAUUUUUCCACCUCAAAAACAUCUUCCUUCUCCGGCCAUCACUCUCUAACACCAUCGCCGAAGAACUCAUCCAUGCCUUCGUCAUCGGCCGUCUGGUCGACUGCAAUUGGGUUCUGUUCGGUGUACCCAGCAAUACCGUGGAGAGACUUCAGUCUGUCCAGAACUCUGCUGCCAGGGUUCUCCCCCACACCAAGCCCUGGGAGCAAAUCACCCCAACGCUUAUUCACCUUCAUUUGAUCUCCUACAAACUCUUCCUCCCUCACCUACAAAUCCUCCCCACCCAGGCCCUCCAGUAUCUAUUGGACCUCCUCUACCAAUACGCUCUAUCUCAAGCAUGGGUCUGCUCACCAUCCCCCGCAUUAGCCAGAGCACCUUUAGGGACAAGGGCCUUCAGUGUUGCUGCCCCCACUCUCUGGAACUCUCUUCCCUCUGAGAUACGUGAUGACCCGACCCUGGACUCAUUUAAAACAGCCCUCAAAACCCACCUGUUUGCCUAGGCCUUGGGCCCAUAGUGUUGUUAGUGAGUCGGUCAUGUCUUUUGUUUUGUUUUUGUUGUUGUUGUUGUUGUUGUAUCAUCUGUAAAGCGUCUUUGGGUGUCCUGAAACGCGCUGUAUAAAUAUAAUUAUUUAUUUAUUAAUUUCUCAUGAAACAGUAAAUGCUGUUAAGUGUCAGUUUUGCGAAAUGCUGUCCUUGCGCGUUUGUUUACUAAAGGGAGCUCCGACUCCGUUCAAUCCACUAUCCAUCUUUCCUGAGAUAAUGACAUGAUUGUCCCAGUUGAAACACCGCCAACAACAAAAUCCAUCCAUCCAUUUUCUGUACCGCUUAUCCGCACUAGGGUCGCGGGCGUGCUGUAGCCUACGUCAGCUAUCUUCGCGCGAGAGGUGGGGUACGCCCUGACCCCGGUCGCCAGCCAAUCGCAGGGCACAUAGAAACAAACAAACAUUCAUUUAGAGACUUCAAUUAACCUAGCACACAUGUUUUUGGAAUGUGAGAGGAAACCGGAGUGCCAGCAGAAAACCCACGCAGGCACGGGGAGAACAUGCAAACUCCACACAGGCGGGGCUGGGAUUUGAACCCCAGUCCUCGGAACUGUGAGGCAGAUGUGCUAACCAGUCGCCCACCGUGCCUGGAUUAUCGUGUUACAUAAGCGCAUGAGCAUAAUGUUGCUUUUACAGAAACAUUUUCUGCUUCUCACCGUAAGCAAUAAGUGUAUGGGGAGAGAUGUCUCAAAAUUAUUUACAUUUUUUUAAAUCCACAAAUAUAUCUGCGAUUCACACGUUUUUCAAAUCCACAAGUAUAUCCGCAAUUCACAGUUUUUCAAAUGUAUUUGAAUGUGUGCAUUUAUCAUGACUUAUUUGUAAAUAUUCAAUUUUGUGAAUUGUUGGUGCGUUUGUGGAUCAGUGGCCACGCGCAGUUAUUUUUGAGACGUAACAGUUUCAACUUGAAAAAAAAUGUGGGAAUGUCCUCCCUCCAUCCGCUAGGCGGCAGUAUUGCGGUCUUCAUUGAGUGUGUGUGUGUGUAUAUAUGUAUAUGUGUAUGUAUCCAUCCAGCCAUCCAUUUUCUGAGCCGCUUAUCCUUACUAGGGUCGCGGGUGUGCUGGAUCCUAUCCCAGCUAUCAUUGGGCAGGAGGCGGGGUACACCCCGAACUGGUUGCCAGCCAAUCGCAGGGAACAUACAAACAAACAAACCAUUCGCGCUCACAUUCACACCUACGGGCAAUUUAGAGACCUCAAUUAACCUAGCAUGCAUGUUUUUGAGAUGUGGGAGGAAACCGGAGUGCCCGGAGAAAACCCACGCAGGGACGGGGAGAACAUGCUAACUCCACACAGGCGGGGCCGCACCGUGCCGCUCCAUGACUUUUUAUUUAUUUUUAUUUUUUUAAUUAAAAAAUGAGUAGUAUGAAUUAAGUUAUAAGCCCUCUGCUGCCAGGUUUGCAUUGCAAAGAAGUUAUUUUCCUUAUCUGGAUAAAUGAAUUCACCUAGCUCUUACGAGUUGGACAACGAGCGUACUAGUACAUGGACCUUAAGCUGGAUAUCAGUCGUAUGAAAUAAAUGCUCAAAUAGCUUUACAUAUGCAAGAAAAUGCCAGCAUGGUUCUUAUUCCUGUAGUGAUGUCAGACGAGAGUUUUGCGACCUUCCCGGAAAGUUCUGGAACGUUCCGUCUGCUUGCCCACGUAGACUUAAGCGGCUUAGAAAGACACGAUUAAGGAAGUUUUUCGGCAAGCUUUUGCUUUAAAAGAACCGCAAACGGUAGGACGGGUCCUCGGCGGUGUGUUUGAGGACACCCAUUAAGUCGCUGCUUCCUUGGUUCCUUCACCACUGCAGGAACUUUUGCCAGGAAUCUUCUGGGAUCUCAGGAAGUUUGACCGCCCGCUGAACCAGUGCCAACGUGUCACCUUCCCGUCACUCCUCCCUUCCUGUUUUCUUGAGUCCAACCCCCCUUGGCGAGCGUGUGACCUUUGUGUGAUGCGUUCACGUGCACACGUUUAUUGUGCACUCGCUGACUUGCUUGAACUUUGAAGCGAGUGGACACAAGCAGAAGGUUAAUGAACGUCAUCACAAAUGUUUCCUCUUUUCUCGUCCCUCUUUUGGUGAAUUUGAACCACUGGAAUCACUUUUUCCCCUCCCUGGCCACAAAGUCAACUUAUUAGGAACCGUGUGCAUAAAAGUGUGAGAAUAUUGCUGCCAUUCCAAAUGAAGUGAAAGUGUCAGGUUAUGUUUAAAAAAUAAAAUGGUGGAUAGUAGCUCCUUUUUUCAGAGCCCAAUACAUUACAGGGAGAAAAAAAUAAUAAUUGUGGCCAAACAUGGGCAUUAAAUGAAUUGUGACCACAAAAUAGAGUGGAGUAGUAAGUUUAGUGAACAUGCUGAUUGAAAAAAAAUAAACAAAACAAACGAAACAUUGGAUGAACUGAAUAUAAAUCAUUUAAAACAGAUAAAACUUAUUGAAUCCUAUCCCUAGAAUUUCACACAUUCUCUGUAACAAAAGUUUGUAGUCUCACGUUAGUUUCUGUCAUUAUAGAACAUGCGCUCAAAAUGCUAAUUUGUGGCCCCAAAAUAUGUGUGUGAAAUAUAAAAAUUUGGCCUGAAUAUACUCAUUUGUGGCCAUGAAAUGCAAACAUUUGGCCACAGUAAACUUAUUUGUGCCCACAAUAUUGGCAUAACGUGCACAAAAAAUACAACAUUUUGGCCACGAUAUGCUUUAUUAUGACCACAAAACACAUGUGUGCACAAAAUACUAAUUUGUGACCAUUAAAUACUAAACUUGGCCCACAAAAAAUAUAUCAUUUGCACCAAAAAAAUGACUAAACAGCAGCCAAUUCUGGAACGAAUAGCCUUUGUUCGAUGAAAAGGGGCAUUUUGAGUUCCAACCCGACACUAUAUUCUGUCCAUUAAAUUCGAAGUCUGUCGUUUCUGGGUCUGAUAAAUUCAAGUUCCACUGUGCUAAUUUUGUGGCCCAAAAAAUAUGAUGCGCGCACAAAAUACUAAUUUGUGACCCCGAGACACUAAAAAUAGUUAUACAUAUUUGCGUGUUCACUGUGCUUCCCCUGAGCAGCUUGGACGUCCGGGUAACCAAAUGUCACGCACCUCAAUAUUAUUAAUCACAUUAUACCUCAUCCAUUUACCAUGCACACAGAAUAAGAAUCAUCUUUAUUUGCCAAGUCUUGUCAAAAACGCACAAGGGAUUUGUCUCCACUAGUUGGAGCCGCUCUAGUAUGACAACAGACAGUCAAUUGACAGAGAAUACUUUUGAGACAUAAAGACAUAGAAAAAACACAGUCACUGACCAAUAAAAGGUUACCAGUAAUGUGGUAAUUCCGGUAGAAUCCCCCCCCCCCCCCUUGACAAUUGUUGCAAAAAAGAAUGUGAAUUUGUGACCACAAAAUACUAAAUUGUGGCCACAAAUGAGCAUUUUGUGUGCAUGUUAUAUUUUGUGGCCACAAUUGAAUUAUGCUCCCAAACAUGUCUGCGGCUGUGUACCUUUUGAAGUAAUUAAGUGUAUUUUUAGCUGGUUAGUGUUAGUUUGUUGACAGAAGGCAAAGCGACUCACCAAGGAACAUCGUGGAAGUUUUUUUCGCUUUCCCGGCCCCCAAUGGAUCGUCUCCUGCGGCCGGUCGCCUCUCUCGGCCGACUCUCGCGGUCCUUUAGCGAUUAGCCUGGUUUGCUGGUAUUGAUUCAAUAUGAUGCUCUGUUUGAAAAUGUGUUUUAGCUUACUUGUUUUUCUUGUUUUGACAAAUACUUGAAGUUAUCGUAGAGAGUGAUGAUCAAUAAAAAUGACACUGGAAUAUGA
This is a messenger RNA of Phyllopteryx taeniolatus (common seadragon), 7953 nucleotides long. RefSeq names its product nemo-like kinase, type 1 (gene nlk1). Bases 1164 to 2597 code for a protein of 477 amino acids. The transcript is spliced from 11 exons. The record is from RefSeq and is a predicted model, not a curated record. Lineage: Eukaryota; Metazoa; Chordata; Actinopteri; Syngnathiformes; Syngnathidae. Gene Ontology annotation, molecular function: ATP binding; MAP kinase activity. Gene Ontology annotation, cellular component: cytoplasm; nucleus. Gene Ontology annotation, biological process: protein phosphorylation; intracellular signal transduction.